AAGGGAACGAGGGGUGGAACCCUCAACUUUUUUCUAACUUUAACAGUAUUUUAUUUUCUGCUCUACUGCGUUAUACUACAUAGUGUAUAUUACUGCCACUGAAAAAUUAAAAGAAGGCCGUCGAUUAAUCAAGCCAACCGUAUGCACGAGAGGAUUUAAGUAUGUUGCCAUAGCAACAGAUACGGGAAUGGUAUUUUGCCAUGGAACUAAUACAGGAGAAUUGCGUUCGGUCUCAUGCAAUUAUUCUUAAGACAUGAGUUGUUCCACUGGUAAAUUUUUCAUGCGUUAGUCAAUGCUGUACCAGAUACCACGUAUUUUAAGCUAAGAAGUACAAUUAAGUCAGUGUGCUAUUCGCACGAACGUUGUACGUGCCUGAGACAUACUAUAGCUUAACUGGUUUGCCAGCUGCAGGCAUAGAAGUGAGGUUUGAUAGUGUUUUCGAGCCCGUAUGCGUUCUCAGAUAUCGCUGUCAAAUCACCGAUAGCUGCAUUCUACAUAUCGCUGACGCAAGUGGAGUUGAAUUUAAUCAUGGGCGAUCUGUCCGUAGCGAAUUCCACCGUGCCGCAUCAAGACCCACCACUGACUGAAGAACCCGUGGGCUCCAGUGGGGACGUAUUCCGCCUCACUGCCAAUUUAAUAGUGUUUUUGCUCGGCGUGCCCGGUAACUGCCUCAUCCUGCGUGUCUACUGGGUCAAGACCGUCAAGACCAGCACCCACGUCCUCAUCAUGGCCUUAGCCUGGGCCGACCUGGCCGUUUGCUCGAUGAGGUGGACCGAAAUUUCAAUGGAAGCUCUUCUGAUCGCAAGAGACCAGAUUCCAGAUGUGCUAAACAUCAUCAAUGAAUUCUCAACCAUUAAUGUCGCUACCUCUGUUCUGAUAACAAGUUUAAUUGCAGUGGAUCGCUACGAUUGUGUGUGCCGACCGCACAGCAGAGUGUUCACCAAGAAACGGGCCAAACUUGCAGUCAUCUUUGCAUUCUUCUUGUCGUUCAUCAUCACUGUCCCAUCGUGUAUAGCGAUGUUUACUGAUCUUUCCAACGCGGUCGUGGAAUUGAUUGUACUGGCAUUUCGAGUUGUCAUCUUCGCGACCGCGUUGGCAAUGAUCGCUGUUUGCUAUGUAAAAGUUUACUUAGCCAUCCGCAAGCAAGGCAAAGUCGGAGUUUUGUCCACCGGUGGGCCGGGCGACGGGGACCGUCCUGAGCGUGGUAGAAGGCUCUGUGGUGGUGAGUCAGCUGUAGAUCGUUCAGUGACGGUGUUUUCUGUCACUGCAAACCUCAGUGAUGCAGCACAGAAACGAGGUUCAAAAGAAGAAGCGAUGGGUGUCUGGUCGUCCCACCGGGAAAUCCAUUGCCCGUCCUUAGACGGCGAAAAAAGAAAUCAUUCCCGCCAACAACCCCAACGCGGAGAGCAUCCAAGAAAGGUUAAAGCGGCAAGUCUACAACGUAAGACCACGAAGAUGCUCUUAAUCACUAGCGUGGUGUUCCUGCUGACCUGGCUACCCUUCUGGACUUUCAUGGCACUAUUGUACGAAGGAAUGCCGAUCAGCUCGACUUUUAUGAGCUUACUGUAUAAAUCGACGAUCACUCUGUACAUUAACAAUGCUGUAAACCCGCUGAUCUAUGGACUUGCAAACAGACGAUUCCGGAAAGACUGCCGAGAGGUUCUUCAGAAGAUCAGACUGUUGUAAUUUGUUACCAACCUAAUCCUGAGUACUAUUCCAAUUUUGCUCAUCACACUUUAAAAUCGCUCUUAUAAUACAGAAAAUUCAAGUAUUUGUUAGAUGAGGGGAAACUCUGCGUGUUGCAACUGGCAUCCUAUUCUAUUUUAAUAGCUUCAAACCAAUCUUAAAAAGCGUAUUUUAAGGGGUUGAAAAAUAAAUUUCCGGAACACUGUAAAUACUUCUGUUAUAUCAAAUGCAUUUCAAGCUUGUAAGUAUGGAUUUCGAAAUAUCUCCGCACUCGUCGCAAGUUGUAACUCACGCUUUUAAACUGCAUUAUUUCUUAAAGAAUCAGUACGAGCACUUUAUUAUCGCUAAUUUGAUGCUCAAAUGUUAUUUAACCUCAGAGAGCCGUUAUUUAACAAUGGAGAGAUGGUCAUCAAAAAUACAUGGGUUUUUUAGGCCAAUUCAUUUUACACGUGCAUAAAGGCAAAGUUUAAGAUAAAUGCACUUGUUCGGUAAGAACUGAACUUUUCAUCUAUAUUGUUUUUAAAUUCUAUCAUGUCCUUUGUUUUCUAAAUCAAUUUACUGUAUUCUGCGCCUGCGUGACAGA
This is a messenger RNA of Acanthaster planci (crown-of-thorns starfish), 2269 nucleotides long. RefSeq names its product gastrin/cholecystokinin type B receptor-like. Gene Ontology annotation, molecular function: peptide binding; G protein-coupled receptor activity. The record is from RefSeq and is a predicted model, not a curated record. Gene Ontology annotation, biological process: cellular response to hormone stimulus; G protein-coupled receptor signaling pathway. Gene Ontology annotation, cellular component: plasma membrane. Lineage: Eukaryota; Metazoa; Echinodermata; Asteroidea; Valvatida; Acanthasteridae.